AUCGUCAAAACUAUGCAAAUGACGCCGGACGUGCAGGCAGCUAGGGACAGACUCCAAAAUGGCGAACCGCAACAAGGACGUAGAAGAGGAGAUUUACGACAAGGUCGUGGACCUGACAGAGUACGCCAAACGUCAGCGAUGGUGGAACCGCCUGUUCGGAAAAAACUCCGGCCCUGUAGCAGAGAAAUACUCCGUGGCCACACAGAUAGCCAUAGGCGGUGUGAGUGGAUGGUGUGCAGGAUACCUCUUCCAGAAGGUUGGAAAAGUUGCUGCUACAGCUGUAGGGGGAGGUCUUCUGCUAUUACAGAUAGCUAACAAUAGUGGCUAUAUCCAAGUGGACUGGAAGAGAGUAGAGAAGGAUGUCAACAAAGCUAAGAAGCAGUUAAAGAAGGGCACCAAUCAAGCAGCCCCGGAGCUAAACACAUUGUUUGAGAAGUCCACAGAGUUUGUGAAGAAAAACAUUGUUGUCACAGGUGGUUUCGUUGGAGGAUUCCUGCUUGGCCUGGCAUCUUAGGGCCUGCCAAAUAAGAAGCAUCUGUGUUUCUUUGAUGUCAUGACUAACUGUAGGGGAAAAAGUAUAAAUCAUUGCUGGAUGGUUUUUAAGUGAUUUGACAGCAAGCAACCUAUUUCAGAUUAGCUUGGAGCUAUAUGUUUCUACAAAAGCUGCACAUCAUUUUGUCUAAUACUGUACCUCCAUGUCCAUGUCUCCUCAAGUCAGUAUGGAUGAGGAACGUCUUGGUUAGACCUGAAUGACCAUAGUAAAGUACUUCACUUUCCAGGCCAAAUAAUGAUACAUAUCAUGCUAAAUUAUUUUAAAAAUGUAAAUGUUAUUGGAAUGUUGCAUUUUAUUUAUUUAUUUUUACCAAACUGACAUUGUAUCAGAGGGAAUAGUAUGCACUGUUAUUGUGCAUAAUGAAGCCAAGCACUGUGCAAGUAAUUUUAACUUCACCUUACAUGGCAGAUGGUACCCAUAGGAAUCUAUCAAUGCCAGUGUUUUAUUUCUCAAUACCACACUUCAUAAUCAAUCAUUGUCAGGGUUAAAACUUGAAUUUCAUUCUUAAGUGCUGAUAGAUUCGGGAUUGUUGCCUUUUUGAAGGUGUUACCAUGUUUGAUGGGUUAUGUUAGCCUCCCCUGCAUCUCUUUUUGUAAUGUAUUUUGUUUAGCCAUAAGUUCAUGCUUUAGGUUCUGAAGGCUGUGGUUUGUCACUAUGUAUGUUUGAACAAAUUAAAAAAAAAAAGAAAAA
Lates calcarifer (barramundi perch) is the source of this 1243-nucleotide messenger RNA. It is a transcript of the gene fundc1, whose product is annotated as FUN14 domain containing 1. Gene Ontology annotation, cellular component: mitochondrial outer membrane. The transcript has 5 exons. The coding region runs from base 59 to 514 and encodes 151 amino acids. Gene Ontology annotation, biological process: autophagy of mitochondrion. Lineage: Eukaryota; Metazoa; Chordata; Actinopteri; Centropomidae. The record is from RefSeq and is a predicted model, not a curated record.